UUUACUGCUGACACUCACUAUACUGUUUGAUUAUCAUUGCGGAAAUAUUAGAUGUAUAUUAUUUGUAGUGACUAAUGUGAAAAUGCAUUGAAGUCAUCGAUUUGGUCUCUUUUUUCCGUUCAAUGGUCUUAAGUUCAAUGCGUGCAAUAAUAGGUUUCUGCCAGUACCAACUUCUUGCCUCCGGAUUUUCCUGUACAAGAUGUACCCUCCUGUUCAUUCUGGAUUUUUUCCAAUAUCUGAUAUUGAAACAAAUGGUACAAAUCAAAUAGUAGCAGUCUCCAGCGCUUGAUCGACAGCGGGGAAAGACCAAUGCAGCGAUUGAAUAAGUUAAAUCAGUGUGCAAUCCAUUUAGUACUAUCCUCAGCUGCCUGCCUACAUAUACGUGUGUGUUUCUAGGCCGGGAUAAGAGAUCGUCUUUCUCUGCCAUCCUUUUGCCUUGCGCUGACUCACGAAAGUUAUGACGUACCCUAUCAAACGUCAAAGUCGAAGUGAUGUUAUGUACUAUCUGAGCAGAGAUCUCUGUUUCGCGUUAGGUUGUGCCGUGAAAAAUGUUAUGAUGUGUUCUACAAAAUCCGAUUAAUUGAAGACUGGAGGUAAAGUUAAAUGAAUGUGUGCCUAUAUGUAAAGUAAGUAGAACAGUCGUAAGCACUGUUUGCUUGAAACUAAUUUGUUUUGUCACGGAUUUAAGACUUAGUUAUCUGAGAAAUAAUGUUAAAAUUGAAACGAAAUAAACAGCAAGAACUAAAAACCAAACCUUCGAUACGACAAAUAAAAAGAUCAGUGAAACAUACCAGAAGUUUGCUGCUGUUGGAAGUUGUAAUUACGCUUUAUCAGAUGUGAAGUGAUUUUUUUGGAGUUGAAGAUAAGUAUUAGCACUAAGUACUAACAGUGCUGAAAACAAGAUAACACCGAACGGAACGGAAAAGUAAGAUGGGAGUAAACGAAUCUCCCGGAAACAGUAACGAUGGUGUUACCCAGCUGAUGAAACUUACCAGUGCCGUUUUCUACGGAACAGCUUCAUUCCUGAUCACCGUAGUUAAUAAAACGGUCCUUACAUCGUAUCGAUUUCCAUCGUUCUUGGUGCUCAGCUUGGGGCAACUUGCGGCGAGUAUAAUUGUUUUGUUUCUGGGGAAACAUUUCAAUAUAGUAAAAUUUCCGGAUUUGAAUCGGGACAUUCCACGUAGAAUCUUCCCUCUGCCAUUGAUUUAUCUGGGAAACAUGAUGUUCGGACUAGGUGGAACACAAGCCCUAAGUUUGCCCAUGUUCGCCGCUCUUCGGCGAUUCUCUAUCCUGAUGACCAUGAUUCUGGAACUGCGAAUUCUUGGCGUUCGACCAACAACUGCAGUUCAAGUUAGCGUUUACGCUAUGGUUGGAGGAGCCUUACUAGCAGCAAGUGAUGACCUCAGUUUCAACCUGCACGGAUAUCUAUUUGUGAUGGUUACCAACAGUCUGACUGCAGCCAACGGGGUGUACAUGAAGAAAAAAUUGGACACGGCUGAUAUGGGAAAGUACGGCCUAAUGUACUACAAUUCCCUUUUCAUGUUCCUCCCAGCGUUCAUUGGCACAUGGCUUUGCGGAGACUUAGACAAAGCGUGGCAGUUCGAGUCGUGGGAUGACCCAUUGUUUGCCAUACAAUUCCUCCUUUCCUGUGUGAUGGGCUUUGUUCUGACCUACAGUACGAUUCUCUGCACUCAGUACAACUCGGCCCUAACGACAACUAUUGUUGGUUGUCUAAAAAACAUCAGUGUGACCUACAUUGGUAUGUUUAUCGGAGGUGACUACUUGUUCUCCUGGCUUAAUUCCAUCGGAAUCAACAUAAGCGUGGCAGGCUCGCUGCUGUACACAUACGUCACGUUUAGGAAAAAGAGUUCCUCAGGAGCAGCAAGCUCGAGUGCUGGCAGUCAAUCUUCCGAUCGAAAAACAUUGCUGCCCUCAGCGAGCCGCAUCGACAACGUAAGCAAGCACGAGCCACAGUUAGAGUCGUAUCAUCACGGUUUAUUUUGUCUAAUAUGCCUUUUCCUCUACAAUAACGAAACCAAAUGCAAAUUUCGUGAAUUUGUUUCUCGUGUGAUCGUCUCUUAUAUUACAGAUAAAUCAGAAACAAUGUUAAGGCCAUUCAACGCUCGUUGGGUUCCACUAUACCAAAUUUUUAAUCGAUGUGCGUCCACAAAAAUUGAAAAUGCACAGGCCUCACCAAACAUCACCGAAAUUCAACAAACAAUCCCCACGGACGAAUUCACGAAGGAAUUUCUGAGAAAUCAAAUCAAACUAACCGAUGCUCAAAGAAUCAUACUCAGUGCAGGCAGUUCGAUAGCCGCCCUUGUAAAUCCUAGAAGACACGACAUGAUAGCAUGUUUGGGCGAAACAACCGGUGUUUCGGCCCUGGAGAGCAUGCAUCAACAAAUGCUGUCGUCGGAAGAAGGUCGUCUGGUGUUGAUAGAAAAACCUCGUAUUAAUACUAAGACUGUAGACCUGGAGGCACUGAAAAAGCUUCCAGAGACCAGCUUUGGUUUCCACUAUGUCAAUUUUCUCGAAAAACACGAAAUAACACCAGAUUCUCGAAUGGAAGUUCGUUUUAUAGAAAAUCCCGACCUCGCAUAUGUCAUGACACGGUACCGGGAAGUUCACGACUUGGUGCAUACCGUGUUCGAUAUGCCGACUAACAUGCUUGGAGAGGUAGCCAUCAAAUGGGUAGAAGCAAUCAAUACUGGCCUGCCUAUGUGCUACGGGGGCGCAGUCUUCGGGGCGUUCCGUUUAAGACCAAAGCAACGCCAAAACUAUUUAAAGUACUAUUUGCCCUGGGCACUACAGAUGGGGCAACGAGUGAAACCGAUAAUGUGUAUUUAUUGGGAAAAACGAUGGGAGCAGAAUAUCGACGAACUAAGAAAGGAGUUGAACAUUGAAAUUCUCAGUCCGAAAUAAAAUGUAGGCAAUAGGUAGUUUCAAGUGAUACACAAUCACUUGAUAAAAAUCAUAGUAAAUAUCGCCCAAAUUUUUAUUUGACAUAGAUUUUCAGGCAUAAAAGUUCAUUUGAACUUUAUAUUUCGACGCGAAAGAAAGAACAUUUGGAAGGUCCUUAAAUAUAAUGCAGAAUAACCAAUAUGCUUGUCUUUUAAAUUCGUCAAAAAUCAUCUGCGACUGCCAUAAGACUAUUUUUUCUGUAUGUAUGUGAGUAGCCACCAUCCUAGCUUGAGUCCCGCUGUGCAUGCGGCUCCACUUAAUAGUACGCUCAAAUUUCGUUACCAUUCUGCAUUCAGCAUACCGCUGUAUGAAGGGCCAAAACGGGGUGGUGGACCCGUGGUAAUUACACCUACUCAGUAUCCGCGGGAA
Messenger RNA from Topomyia yanbarensis, 3330 nucleotides. RefSeq lists its product as uncharacterized. Lineage: Eukaryota; Metazoa; Arthropoda; Insecta; Diptera; Culicidae. Gene Ontology annotation, cellular component: mitochondrion; mitochondrial inner membrane. The record is from RefSeq and is a predicted model, not a curated record. The transcript has 8 exons. Gene Ontology annotation, biological process: ubiquinone biosynthetic process. The coding region runs from base 931 to 2922 and encodes 663 amino acids.